GACCUGUACGCGUCCGACCAACGAAACGAGACAACGAAUAGAGCUACUAACGGUAGAAUGAAGAUGGAGGAUAAAACUGAGAGAGGAGAUGAACAGGGAAGAAGGAUGCUAAACGAGCCGGCCAACCACGUGACUAUCGGGCGGGGGUGGCAGGCGACAUUUCGCAUGCUCAGAACUCCACAGGCUGCAGCAUAUCGCACACCGAGCCGAUACGCUUCGCAGGGAAACAAUAGUGUUAACGUUUGUGAUAUAAAAAAUUUAUCAAAAGAGUCUGAAAAAACGCGUAUCGAGUGGAUGUAACCUCGAAAAAGAUCGACUACUGCUUUUCGUUUUGACCAAUUGCCUCGAAACAUACAUACUAUCCACGGAUUCCAUGGUUUCACCCUUCGCGCGGUACACGGAUAAAACUGUUUGGGAGAUGUUUUCUCGCGAGAUCAUCGACCAAACUCUUUCAAUUGCAUUACACUUGUAGUUUCUUUCGUGGAGUGAAUUUUUGGAUGGAUUUUUGUUGAUCAAAAAAUUAUUUCGCGUAUUGGAAAUAGUCGAUUGAUAGUGCAUCCGUCGGUUGUCAUGAUGUUCUCGUGGUCGUGGAAAGUGCGAGAAAAGUGAGAGGUUGUGUGCUUAAACCCCAAGUGCAUUACGUACACGCAUACAUACAAUAUAAGCAAAAGGAUGACGAUGCUACUAUUAGGAGAGAACCGAAUACAGCUUCCUUGAUCUACGAAUAAUUUGCGGCGAAGCACCCUCGUUCUUGGUCCAUGCUUUAACACCGGAUACAAGGCAGAGUGAUAUGUUAACCGAAGACAAUGAUCCAACGAAACCAGCAGGCGUUUUAGAUAAUGCUGGCAACGUGUCAUCGUCGACAGAGGCCUCGGUACAGCAUCCUCGAGCCGCAAACAAUGGCAGAGACAGAAGUCAAAAACGAGGUGCAAGAUUGUCCCGAAACCGACAGCGUGCCCAGCGGAGAAUUAUAUAUCGAUGAGAAUGCAGAGGAAAAGGAACAAGAAUAUCCGGAUUCUAUGGAAAAGGCAGAUUACAGUUCGUUGUACGGAGCCAAUCAAUAUUAUAACAGUUUAUACAACUCGCCACCCUAUGGGUCAACCACAACUGGAAAAAACACCUCAAGCUUGCAAAGUUCUUACCUGACCUCGUACACAACGCCAAGCUCCAUGACUCAAUACUCGUCUUACGCCACGUACAAUAGCGGCACCACAAAUUUUCCUAAUGUGGCUCAAAAUAUAUCACCAUCUUCACAGAAGUUAGAUUACAGCGCCUAUAGUAGCAGUUUAUAUGGAAAUGACAGGGUACCAUUACAGUAUUCCGGAUAUUAUCCUAUGCACAGUUACCAUGCAACACCCACCUCAUUUAACAUUGGAAACUUAAAUUUUGCUGAUUCAACAAAAUCUGCACUUACGUUGGACGCAACAACUCACGAUGCUAGCGAUCUUACCGCACGAGAAACCGCAAACAUCGAAGGUAACACGAUUCGAACGACAGCGAAACCUUGUAGACGCGGAAGACGCCAAAGCGGAAGUGGAAAUAGUAUAGGUUCUGCGGACACGACAGAAGCCGGUCCUGACCGGAUAUUCAUUUGGGAUCUAGAUGAAACCAUAGUUGUAUUUCACUCUCUACUUACUGGACAAUUUGCAACGAAGCACCGUAAGGAUCCGGCUCUUCUGGCCCAAGUGGCAUAUAGAAUGGAGGAGAUGAUAUUUAAUUUGGCCGAUACUCACUUUUUUUUCAAUGAUGUCGAGGACUGUGAUCAAGUGCACAUCGAUGAUGUAUCAUCAGAUGAUAAUGGACAAGAUUUAUCUUCUUAUAAUUUUGCCAAUGAUGGUUUCCAAUGUGCGUCUACAAACAAUGGUAUUUGCUUGGCUUCUGGUGUAAGAGGUGGUGUUGAUUGGAUGCGAAAACUAGCCUUUCGUUAUCGAAAAAUUAAAGAAAUCUAUAAUAAUUAUCGAAAUAAUGUUGGCGGUUUGUUGGGUGCUGCGAAACAAGAACAAUGGUUGCAACUUCGUUCAGAGAUCGAAGUAUUGACUGAUAAUUGGCUAACGUCUGCUGUAAAAUGUCUGAGUCUUAUAAAUAAAAGAAGUGACUGCAUUAACAUUCUAGUCACUACCACACAAUUAGUACCAGCUUUAUCGAAAGUAUUACUUUUUGGAAUUGGUGGAAUAUUUCCAAUUGAGAAUAUUUAUUCUGCUUCAAAAAUUGGAAAAGAAAGUUGCUUUGGAAGAGUAGUCGCGCGAUUUGGUCGAAGAUGUACGUAUGUGGUAAUAGGCGAUGAUACUGACGAAGAAACGGCAGCACGUGCCCACAAUUUUCCAUUUUGGAGAAUAAGUAGUCAUUCGGAUACACAGUCAUUGUAUAACGCCUUAGAAAUGGGAUUUCUUUAAACAAAAUACAUUUAUAAAAAAAGUAGGGUUAAGAAGAAUGGAAAGUUUCAAAAUAUGUCUAAAAUGAGAAAUAUCUUAGUUCGUUAAAUGGCAACUUAUAUAAAAUAUUUCUAUAUUCUCUACUAUCGAUAAUGAAAGUAAAAAAAAAAAAAAAAAAAAAAAAAGUAAAAAGAAACGUUUUUAUCAAGUGAACAUUUUAAACAUUCCUACUAUAUCGAUCGUAAAUUGAGGAUCGAUUGUUUCUCAAGAUCGCCAUAUACGAUUAUCGAUCAUAGUUAUUUAUCGAUCGUCAAAUGCGACCGAUCGGAGCAGGGUCCACAAGUGAUAUACAAUGAAAGUAAAAGAAAAAGACAAAAGUGAAAAUUAGAGAAUUAUAUAUAAUAUUAAUAUUUCUAAUUAAUUCCUGCACGUUUUCGACCGUGAAAAUUAAUUUGUUGAAAACUGUAUUAUCGUGUACUUAAACAUGUUGCUCUACAAAUGUACGUA
Molecule: messenger RNA, 2879 nt
Organism: Apis laboriosa (Himalayan honeybee)
Lineage: Eukaryota; Metazoa; Arthropoda; Insecta; Hymenoptera; Apidae
Gene: eya
Product: eyes absent homolog 4
Exons: 9
Coding region: 840-2393 (517 amino acids)
Biological process (GO): cell differentiation; negative regulation of extrinsic apoptotic signaling pathway in absence of ligand; multicellular organism development
Cellular component (GO): nucleus
Molecular function (GO): protein tyrosine phosphatase activity
Source: RefSeq, a predicted model, not a curated record